Camponotus floridanus (Florida carpenter ant) is the source of this 1636-nucleotide messenger RNA. RefSeq names its product probable cytochrome P450 6a13. NCBI's taxonomy places the organism in Eukaryota, Metazoa, Arthropoda, Insecta, Hymenoptera, Formicidae. The annotation marks the transcript as partial. The record is from RefSeq and is a predicted model, not a curated record. Gene Ontology annotation, molecular function: monooxygenase activity; heme binding; iron ion binding. The transcript has a single exon.
GUACUCAAGGCUACAUCGAUUAUUUCAAUCAUUGUGCUAGUUUUCUUGAUAGUCGCAACAUUUAUAGCUCUCUAUUUCUACUUAGCGCGAUACAACAAAUAUUGGCAAAAUCGUGGAGUUUUCUGCGCAGAUGGAGCUCUGCCAGGAGUCGGUCAUAUGUUAUCGGUGCUCUGCAUGAGAACAACUUUUGCCGAGAGCUGUUACAAGAUCUAUCAGAAUAAUCGGAGUCGCAGUAUGGUGGGAGUCUACAACUUUAUGUCGCCGUCGUUGAUGGUCCUCGAGCCGGAGCUGGUGAAGAAGGUAUUGCAGACUAAUUUCACGAGCUUUCAUCAGAACGUUCAGAAAGCCGAUCCUGAUUUGGAUCCUUUGUUGGCGAAUCAUCCUUUUGUUACUUAUGGUGAUAAAUGGAUAACCGGCAGAAAGCGCUUGACCUAUGCAUUUUCCAGCAUGAGACUGAAAAUUCUGUUUGAGAACGUCAAGUUGGUAUGCGUAAUGCUCGAGAACUAUCUAGAUAAAAAAUUGAGUAAAAACGGUAAAGUGGAACUGGAGCUGAAGGAUUUUUGCUCUAGGUAUACCACGCAAAUUGUGGCUGCCACUGGUUUCGGCAUAGACGGAUAUUGCUUCGAUGAUGAAAAUGCAGAUAAGUCCUUCCGAGAAAUUGGCAAGCAGAUUGUAGAGCCUUCUAUGCGGACCGCAAUCAUGGUUAUGCUUAGAAUUCUUGUCCCAUCGUUGAAUAAAUUCUUUAAAGUAAGCAUUAUUCCGAAGCACAUCGAUCAUUUCUUCAGAACGUUGGUCGCGGAUCUCAUGGAACAACGACGAAAAGAUGGAAUACCUAGAAAUGAUUUCCUUCAUUUGAUGGCAGAAUUGGAGCAGAUUGAAGGUGAUAAGAUUGAUCUCGAGAUACUGGCAUCUCAUGCAUUAAUUUUCUUCAUCGACGGCUAUGACACUUCCAGCACUAUUAUGAGCUUCGUUGGUUUUCAAUUAGCCACUCAUCCAAAAGUGCAGGAGAAAUUACGCAAGGAAGUAAUGACUGUACUCGACAAGUACGGUGGUGCGAUGACUUACGAAGGCUUGAAGGAGAUGACAUACAUGGACCAGGUUUUAAAUGAGUCACAGAGAAUCAUAGCCGCAGGAGCAGUCUUGCAAAAAGAAUGUACGGAAGAAUGUGAGCUAAGAGGAUCCGAUGGAUUGAUUUGUUGUGUGCAACCUGGAACAGAGAUUUUAAUACCCGUCCAGGGUCUGCAGGAAGAUCCUCGGUAUUGGAAAAAUCCUGAGGUGUUUGAUCCUGAAAGAUUUAGUCCAGAGAAUAAACAUAACAUUCAGAAAUUCACUUUUCUUCCCUUCGGUGAAGGUCCGCGAAUGUGUGUCGGGAUGAGAAUGGGUCUACUGCAAAUAAAGGCGGGUUUCGUUGCAAUUUUGAGAAAAUACAGCCUGGAACUUUCUCCGAGGACGCAAGUACCCUUGAAAAUGAAAGUCAAUACAAUGUUACCAGCGCCGAAAGGUGGUCUGUGGGUUUUCUUUCGACAGCUUUGAAGUGUAAAAAUCUUCUUUUAAACUGAAGUUAUAAUCAAGAUUAUUAUGUAAAAGUAAAAUAUGUAGCUGAUCUUUUUGUUUAGAAAUAAUUUUUUUAAGUUUC